Molecule: messenger RNA, 1978 nt
Organism: Physcomitrium patens
Lineage: Eukaryota; Viridiplantae; Streptophyta; Bryopsida; Funariales; Funariaceae
Source: RefSeq, a predicted model, not a curated record
UAGUGUCGACCCACAUCUCUGCAUUCUUCGACCAGUGGGUGAGUGUUUCCUGUGCACAUGGAUCAGCGUUGCAGUAAAAUCCGUAUUGAGGGAUGUGGGCUGCGAGGGUUUCAUGUCUCUGGAGGAUUUGACAAUGGCAAGAAGAGUUGGAGAAUGCGCACACGGGAAUCAUAUGAGAGUUCUGUGAAAUAGGCUAUGGUGAAAAUGGAAUACUAGAGUAUGGGCACAACGAGAGCGAGAGAGAGAGAGAGAGAGAGUGAGCGAGUUAAGAGUAGAUAGUUUUAUCAAUUGUGCAAUGAGCGAGUUACAUCAUCUAUUAGGAUAGGUGAUUAGAUUUUGCAAGGAAAUGGGUACUCGUAGACGUGCUUUGAGACUGCGAUGAGUAGCGCCAAUAUCACUGGAGAUGAUGGCAAGCUGAAGUGAUGGAUAGGACGGAGUUUACGUCGUCUGCGGCUUCGGGGACUGCUGGGUUAACACAAACGGAGAAUGAUGAUACUCUCAGCGAGGGGUGUAGUGAAGAUAUUUUGACUUUAGUGGAAGACGUGAUUCUUCGGACGCUGAAGAAAUAUUCUUCACAAGCUGAUUCGGAAGAUGCGAAGGCGGUUGUAGAGACGAGACUCCGAGGAGGUUCCCUCAAUGCAGAAGGCGAGGAGAACCCAUCGGCUGACCUGGGAGAUGCUCCGCCAGCCAUGGUCACGGACUCUGAAGACAGAGCGUUGCUUACAAAGUUGUUGGAGCAGGUGCAUGAUUUGAGGAGAAAUCAGACCACCGGCUCCAAGAUACCUUCUGAAGCAUUCGGAACGGAAGUUCAGAGAGUUCCAAAACCUGCCAGAGGCCGGAGUUUCGAAAGAAGACGUGGUAGAGAGAAACCAUCGUCCUCAACCAAUGAAGAACUGAGAAUGGUCCUGGAAGCGGCAGCUAUGGCUGCCAAAGCAGCAGCAGAUGCAGCUGAGGCUGCUGCGGUGUCGAUGACGAAGAACACCGAGGCAAUGGAGCUCAUUCUGAAAUCAAUGAAGUCGUCUUCACAGAAGAGGAGGAAGUCGAGGACUAACCCUGCGUCUUCUGAUAGUAGCAUGCGCAAAGCUAUCGUGAACAGCAACAGAAUUACACAUUGGUUACUAGGAUUCAUGGCGGUCACCACCAUGGUCUGGAGGUUUCAAGUGGUAAAAGUGACGAAAAGAGUUGCAGGUAAGCUAAGUAAUCCGUUUGGAUAUGUGGGAGAGCUAUUCAGUUCGGACGAGGAGCCGAAAGAGAAGGACAAAGAGUCUAUCGGGGAUGCAGCUGAAAACCCCAACUUGUUGGAAAAGCUUCAGCAAAUCGAGCUACCCUCAAUUCUCCCGGACUCGGACGGCAAGAAGAAGACUGACCCUCCCAAGCCUACUCCUGACAAAAAGGAGAAGCAGGUAGAAAAUACUUCUUUCAGCUUCCGCAAUUUCUUUGAGCAAAAACCUGUCAAGGAUUAAGUGUUCUACAGGUUACCUUCAAGUGUGUCGUCCUUCUUAAGUUUGAGUAGCAAUGACAUAAGAAGAUUUACUAAACUGGGUAUACGCAACGAAGCAGAACACUACAGGUUGCUUUUCUAUCUUGGUGCUGACUCUGUAGUCGCCCUGUUCGUGGAGCACACUUGCUGAGAAUGUACUCCUCAAAAAGAGAGAUAGAUAGUUUGAAGGAUAUUUGAUGAAGGGAUUGACUUAAGCUGUCUCUGGCAACGUGCACAUCCUCCUUGAAGUAGUAUAGGAAUUCCCAAUUUACACUGCCACAAACUGGAUUUUAGCAUCUAUUUUUACGUACUGAUUGAUCCCUGUCCUAUGCGACCGGAAAAUAGCAACACAACUUCUACACCAAGAAAUGUACUUGUGUGGUAGGGUCGCAAUAGCAAUAGCAAUCAUAUUUCGAUUUAUUUUAUUUCUUUAUUUUGAAACAAAAGGGGUGUUUUCCUUCUCUGUUAAAGAAAAAAUUACAAGAAAGUUCUGUCGUA